Lepisosteus oculatus (spotted gar) is the source of this 1749-nucleotide messenger RNA. It is a transcript of the gene vim, whose product is annotated as vimentin. Gene Ontology annotation, molecular function: structural constituent of cytoskeleton. The record is from RefSeq and is a predicted model, not a curated record. Gene Ontology annotation, biological process: intermediate filament organization. Lineage: Eukaryota; Metazoa; Chordata; Actinopteri; Semionotiformes; Lepisosteidae. Gene Ontology annotation, cellular component: intermediate filament; axon; cytoplasm.
GCUCCCACUAGAUCUCGCUGGGGCUGAUCUGCUGGAGUGUGGUGUGUUUGAACAGCUUGGUAAACUUACCGACGUCCCAAAAGAAAAUAGCACUAAACAACGAGGAGGAUUACAAAAUGUCCAGUGUAACUAAAAGGCAAUCUUCUUCCUACAAAAGGAUGUUUGGUGGAGAGAGACCUACCGUCUCUCGUACUUCUUACUCAAGCCGCCAAUAUUCCAGUCCGAUUCGAUCCAGGGUGUCCUACAGCGUGUCUUCUGCCCCGGCCAUCUAUGCGACCAAAACCACUAGGCUCCGGAGCAGCGCUCCGAUGCCCAGGCUGUCGACGGACGCUUUAGACUUCGCCUUGUCCGAUGCCAUUAAUACUGAAUUUAAAGCCAACAGAACCAACGAAAAGGCGGAGAUGCAGCACCUUAACGACAGGUUCGCCAGUUAUAUCGAAAAGGUGCGCUUUCUGGAGCAGCAAAACAAGAUCCUGCUAGCAGAGCUGGAGCAGUUGAAAGGCAAGGGGACCUCGCGCAUUGGAGACCUCUAUGAAGAUGAGAUGAGAGAGCUUCGUAGACAAGUGGACCAGCUUACCAACGAGAAAGCCAGGGUGGAGGUCGACCGGGAUAACCUAGCUGAUGAUAUCCAGAGGCUAAGGGAGAAAAUCCAGGAUGAAAUGCUUCAGCGAGAGGAAGCAGAGAACAACCUGCAGAGUUUCAGACAGGAUGUUGACAAUGCAUCUCUGGCCCGUCUGGAUCUGGAACGUAAAGUGGAGUCCCUGCAGGAAGAAAUCGCCUUUUUGAAGAAACUCCAUGAUGAAGAAAUAGCUGAGCUGCAAGCCCAGAUUCAAAAUCAGCACGUCCAGAUUGACAUGGAUGUGGCCAAACCAGACCUCACUGCGGCUCUCCGUGAUGUACGCACACAGUAUGAAACUCUGGCAUCGAAGAACAUUUCUGAAGCUGAAGAUUGGUACAAGUCCAAGUUUGUGGACCUUACGGAUGCUGCUGCCCGUAAUAAUGAAGCCCUUCGCCAGGCCAAACAGGAGUCCACUGAGUAUCGCCGGCAGGUGCAAGCUCUCACCUGUGAAGUGGAUGCACUCAAGGGAACCAAUGAGUCUCUGGAACGGCAGAUGCGUGAGAUGGAGGAAAACUUUGCCCUGGAAUCCUCCAACUACCAGGACACCAUUGCCCGCUUGGAGGAUGACAUCCAUAACAUGAAAGAUGAGAUGUCGCGUCACCUGCGCGAGUACCAGGACCUGCUUAAUGUAAAGAUGGCUCUGGACAUAGAGAUAGCUACCUACAGAAAGCUUCUGGAAGGAGAGGAGAGCCGAAUCACCACCCCACUUCCUACCUUUGCCUCACUAAAUCUAAGAGAAACCAGCCUUGAAUCCAGGCCCAUGAUUGAUUCCUUUUCCAAGAAGGUUGUGAUAAAGACCAUUGAAACCAAAGACGGCCAUGUGAUUAAUGAAUCUACCCAACACCAAGAUGACCUGGAGUGAAUUGACAUGUCCCUACAAAAAAAAAGCUACAAUGGAAAAGUUUUGCAAGGAUAAAUUGAAUUACCGAAGCUUUUUUUGAAAUGGGGAAAACUGCUUUAAAGUGCCUUUUUUGCAAUAAUCUGGAGUGCUGGUUAGUAAGCGGAGCAGGUGUUAGAUUUCAUACCAUUCACUGACUAGUUUACAUUCAGUCAAGUGCCUUUUCCAUUCAGAUUAAACAAUGCAGAAAGAUAUUGCUUCUGUAUGUCAAUAAACUUCGUGGGCAAAGUCA